Molecule: messenger RNA, 816 nt
Organism: Tetrahymena thermophila SB210
Lineage: Eukaryota; Ciliophora; Oligohymenophorea; Hymenostomatida; Tetrahymenidae
Exons: 10
Biological process (GO): nucleocytoplasmic transport; activation of GTPase activity
Cellular component (GO): perinuclear region of cytoplasm; cytosol; nucleus
Molecular function (GO): GTPase activator activity; small GTPase binding
Source: RefSeq, a predicted model, not a curated record
AUGAUGUAAUAGAAAAUUUGCUUUGACAGUUAAGAAGAUUUUUUAAACUCUUCUUUAUCCAAUCAUACUGAUCUAGAAAUUUACCUUAGAUAAAGUUUUGAUUUAAAAAGAAAUUUCAAUGCUUAAAGUUUAUUCUCAGCUUUAUCAAAAUGCAUAUAACUCAAAAACUUGGCUAUGUAGAUAAGUAAUUAGGCAAUUUCUGUAUCUGAUUCAUCAGAUUUAGGCUCUGCAAUAGCAAACUGUACUAAUAUCUCUACUUUAAUCCUUUUAAUAGAUGGCUGUAGAAUAGGCUAUGAAAGCAUGAGAGGUUUUGCAUCCGGUCUAUCAAAAUGCUUUAAUCUGCAAACUUUAGGAAUUGACCUAUAGAAUAAUGACUUCGGAGUCGAAGGAUACUUAGAUUUAACUUCUGCUUUAUCAAAAUUAUCUAAUCUUACUGAACUUGGUCUUGUGCUUAAUGGAAUUGAUGAUAAAGGUUUUAUAAGCUUAGUCUCUGGUUUAGUAAAUUGCACUAAUCUUAAAGCGUUAGCUCUCGAAAUAGGAAGAAAUGCAAUUUAAAGUGAAGGAGCUUCAACUCUAGGAUCUGUAUUACCGAAAUUAACUAAACUAUAAAUCUUAUAAAUUGUUAUAGGUAAUUAUCAUUAUAUUGAGUAUAAUGGGUAUUCUAAUUUGUUAGAUAGUUUAUCUUAGUGCAAUCAACUCAAUAAUUUAACACUAGGCAUAAAAUACAAACGGGUUGUUGAGAAUGAAGAUCAAAGGAAGAAGAUAUUAAUGAAAUUUAUGAAAAUAAAGAAAUUAGUUAAUUUAUAAUUUCAUUGA